AUGAACCUCGACCCAAACAGCAACCUUUAAUACCCAGUCUUGAAUUAAAAUUCUGUGGCUCCUGAUACUCAAUCACUUCUUAACCAAUAGCAAGAAAACCCUUAAAGUUAAGUCUAGAAUUAAGGUGCAGUGAGCUAGAAUCCUCAAGUGGUAUACAUAUAUCAUCCCUAAUCAUCAAUUGAAACAUCAAACCCUCCACAAUAAACUUCUGGAAUGAAGGUGAGAAACAUCUUUAAAAUAGACAGAUCUGACUGGUCUAACUUCUUUGCCUAUGAGGAUGGAGUGAUCUCCUUCUCACUUAAGGACAUCACCAUCAUUUUAAGCAUCCUAGCUGACUUUAUCUAUGCAUAUAUCGCUUGGAGAUCGUGCUCCCUAGGAUAGGUGUAAUGCGAUAGCAAAGUGUGGCCUAUGAUUAGUGACAUCCUGGCACUAAAACCCUACGAUAGACUAUUCAUCUGUCUCACAACCUUUUACACUCUCGGGAUCAUGCAAAUCAAUAUGAGAGCCUUUUUCAAGAAGCUCUACGGUAUUAUCCCUAAUAAAGUCAACGAUAGAAUCUUCAAGACUGGAAUUCCAGCCUUGUUCGCUCUCCCAAUGAUUGGCAUCUUCGAUGAGUACGACUACAGACCCAUUCAUUACGCCUCAGCUGGUACCUUCUUCGUCAGCUUCACUCUCUACUGUGUCUGGCUCUCCAACGCCCUCUAUGAUAACAUGGAUAAGUUCUCAGAGGCAGAUAAACGCAGUAUCAGAUCACUCAAGAACUAAACCUUCAUUGUGAUAGCAGCUUGCAUUGGCAUGAUCUUCAGCACCUUUUACUUCGGCACAGUAAACAGAAUUACUCCAGCCCUUGAGUGGUUCACAGCCCUAUUCGUCAUUAACUUCUUUAUGAUUAUAUCCUUAACUAAUCCAUACUACGACUCUAUUCACAUCCCUGAGAAGAAGGAUGAUGACUUCGUUGCCAGAGUUUGA
Messenger RNA from Stylonychia lemnae, 969 nucleotides. The record is from the annotation of a GenBank genome assembly. NCBI's taxonomy places the organism in Eukaryota, Ciliophora, Spirotrichea, Sporadotrichida, Oxytrichidae.